UCAUAUACAGUUAUCAGAUUAUUAAACUAAUUAAAGAACCUAGAGGUCAACCAAGUUCAACUCUUCUUCUCCAUUUUAAAAUAAGGAGGCUCUUGUUACUUUCACAGCAAUCAUCAAAGUUAGAUUUAUAUGCAUCAUGUCAUAUCUAUUAUCCUUGGUUCUUUGUACUGCAAUUAAAUAUUCUGAAUGUGAAAGCAACCUUCCAUGCUAUAUAAAUAAGUAUUGCCAUUACCCGAACAAUGCAUCCAGUAAGGAUCUCUCUCUCUCUCUCUCUCUCUCUCUCGUUUUAGCAGUCACAUUGUGUUUGUAGCAAGUUGAAGGAGUCCUAAUGGAGAAUGUUAACUGGUUGGUCUCCCAAAAGCCGGUAGUGAUCUUCAGCUUAAGCUCAUGCUGCAUGUGCCACACAGUAAAGAGUUUGUUUGUGGACCUCGGCGUUAAUGUUGAUCUACAUGAGCUGGAUGAGGAGCCGCAGGGAAGGGAGAUGCAGAUGGCACUUGCAAAGCUUACUGGAAGAAAUCCUCCAGUUCCAGUGGUAUUUAUUGGAGGAAGAUUGAUAGGUACUACAGAUAAGGUGAUGUCACUUCAUCUUGGUGGCAAUCUUGUUCAGUUGCUUAGGGAUGCUGGUGCACUAUGGCUGUAGCUUUGUACCAUUAGUUAUAAAAAUGGGCUUUUUCUAAGCGUUAGAUAAUUAAGGAACAUGCUUUUGCUUUUGUUGAGAGAUCAGUAAAUCUAAGAAGAAUAACUUUUGUUGCUGGUUUUGUGAAGCAACAAAAGACAAGUGUUUAAAUGCAUGUAUUACCAUGGUAAAAUUGAAGCAUCAUACAAUAAAAACACUCGGAGGAAAGUUUUUUUUUUUUUU
Messenger RNA from Dendrobium catenatum, 859 nucleotides. RefSeq names its product glutaredoxin-C1. The transcript has a single exon. The coding region runs from base 329 to 640 and encodes 103 amino acids. Lineage: Eukaryota; Viridiplantae; Streptophyta; Magnoliopsida; Asparagales; Orchidaceae. The record is from RefSeq and is a predicted model, not a curated record.